AUGGGGAGGCCUCUCGUUCUCAUUAAAAACAAGCCUUUUGCUUUUAAUUGCACACUUCCUCCAGUAACAUUCGGGGAAGUAAAUAUAACAUGGUACAAAGACUUUAGCAAAAUCCCAAUAUCCAAAAACAUACAGCUCAGAGUUCACCAGGACCAGACCUGGAUUUUGUUCCUUCCCUUGACAGAGAAUGAUUCAGGACUCUACAAAUGUGUUAUAAAGGACAGAGACAGCUGUUACAGAAUACAAGUCAACCUGACUGUUUUUGAGAAGUAUUGGUGUGACCCUACCAGAAGGAAUCCGCCACAUUUAUCAGACGAGUACAAACAAAUCCUACAUGUUGGAAAUGACAGUCUGACGUGUCACCUGCACUUCCCAAAGAGCUAUAUUGUGGAUUCGGUAAAGUGGUACAAGGACUGUAAAGAGAUUAAAGAGAAGAGAUUUACCCCUUUGAGAGUAAUGCUUUUGGUGAACAACGUGACAGCAAAGGACAGAGGGAACUAUGCAUGUCAAGCUACACUGACACACCUGGGGAAGCGGUACAUGGUUUUAAACAGCAUCACUGUGAAUGUCACAAAAAGAAUUGAUAAUGGAGGAAGAAUUCCUAAAAUCAUUUAUCCAAAAAACAAUUCCAUCGAAGUACAACCUGGCUCCACCCUUAUUGUGGACUGCAAUAUAACGGACACAUGGGACAAUACGAAUCUCCGAUGCUGGAAAGUCAACAACACCCUGGUGGACCGUUACUACAGGGAAUCCAAACGAAUCAGAGAAGGAUUCGAAACUUGUGUUUCUUUUCCAGAACAUAAUUUGUACACAGUAAACAUAACCUUCUUAGAAGUGAGGAUGGAAGAUUAUGGUCUUCCUUUCACAUGUCAUGCUGGUGUUUCUGCAGCGUACAUCAUCUUAAAACUCCCAGUCCCAGAUUUCCGCGCUUACUUGAUAGGAGGGUUCAUCGCCUUGACAGUCACGACCUUGUCUGUCGUGUGUGUCUACAACCUUUUUAAGAUCGACAUUGUACUGUGGUAUCGGAGUGCCUUCCCUUCUACUAGGAACACAGAAGAUGGGAAGCUGUAUGACGCUUAUGUCUUGUACCCCAAACCUCAAAGAGAAAGCCAGAGCCAUGACGUGGAGAAGCUGGUGUUGGAGAUCCUGCCCGAGGUGCUGGAGCGGCAAUGUGGCUAUAAGUUAUUUAUAUUUGGCAGGGAUGAAUUCCCAGGACAAGCUGUGGCUACUGUCAUCGAUGACAACAUUAAGCUGUGUAGGAGGCUGAUCGUCAUUAUAGUCCCUGAAUCACUGAGCUUUAGCUUAUUAAAGAACAUGUCUGAAGAACAAAUUGCCGUCUACAAUGCUCUCAUCCAGGACGGGAUGAAGGUUAUUCUAAUCGAACUGGAGAGAAUUGAAGACUAUACAGCCAUGCCAGAGUCAAUUCAGUACAUCAAACAGAAGCACGGGUCCAUCCAGUGGAGCGGGGACUUCACAGAGCAGUCUCAGUGUGCAAAGACCAAGUUCUGGAAAAGAGUGAGGUAUCACAUGCCACCCCAAGGCUGUUCAGCAUCUUCAGACCAGCUGCUGAAGCACAAGUCUUGAGACUGCACGGCAGGCAGGUGGGAAGCCAAGGAGUGCCCGUCACCGACAGAUGGAGACUUUGUCGUCAUGUGGUGGCUCAGAGCUCAAUGCAGGUACAAGGCACAUGGACCGUCUGCCUCAGAAGCUUGUGGUCACAUACCUGCAAGAGGGCUGUGUUGGCUGCUGUUCGUUCAUCUUGAUCAGAGCUACUUCUUGAGGGAAAGACUUCAUCUCUCCAGAAGGCCCUUGUUAGCUCAUUGGCUCCUUAACACUCAAAAACUCUUGAAGAGCAUGGGGUAGCAACAGCAUUAGGAAUGGGACACAGGGCUGUAGAGAUGGUUGAGUUGUCAGAAAGUUUAGCCCAUGAGGCGGCACCCAAGGGACCUGAGAAGGGAGGCUGGAUGUUCAGAAGAUGAGAGGGGGCAGGUUUGCUUGAGAAGGGCUGGUGAGAUAACCACACUUUGUCCAUGUCUGUUCAGUGUCUGCAAGGCCCCGGCCCAGUGUCAACAUUUCAGUGUCUGUGUCUC
Tupaia belangeri chinensis (Chinese tree shrew) is the source of this 2090-nucleotide messenger RNA. RefSeq names its product interleukin 1 receptor like 2 (gene IL36R). The transcript is spliced from 10 exons. Gene Ontology annotation, molecular function: interleukin-1, type I, activating receptor activity. The record is from RefSeq and is a predicted model, not a curated record. NCBI's taxonomy places the organism in Eukaryota, Metazoa, Chordata, Mammalia, Scandentia, Tupaiidae. Gene Ontology annotation, biological process: signal transduction; regulation of inflammatory response. Bases 1 to 1584 code for a protein of 527 amino acids.